AUGAAACUCAUCUCGUGUGUUCAAGCUUUUGCCGGUCUUCUGCUGUCACGCUCUUGCCAGGCCGCCCGACAGAACAACGGCAACGACUUCCUUGAUCCUCCUGCUGUCCAACGCCCUAGAUUCAGAUAUUGGCUCCCCGAUGGCACUGUUGAUCCCGAAAAGGUGAAGUCAGACAUCCAGUCUGCUAGCAAAAUCGGGGCGGGAGGAGCCGAGUUCUUGCCCUUCUACAACUAUGGCGGCCAACUAGGACCACCGCCUGUGGGCGUCAACUGGUCAACUUCUGGCUUCGGAACCCCAAAUUUCAUCAAGACUCUCAUCGCAGGCCUUGAGGCUCACAAUGAAUCUGGUCUGUCCAUGGACUUUACGAUUGGUCCGAACCAGGGUCAGGGCGUGCCUGCUGAUGCCAGCAAUGAAGGUCUUCAAUGGGAUUUGUUCGCCGAGACUCAGGCCGUUACCGCCGAUGGACACUUCAACGGCACCAUCCCGGGAUGGGGCUCCGGACAGCUCGUCGCCGCUGUAUCGGGAAUUGUCACGUCUAGAACAAACGUGACAAUCAACACAACCUCAAUCAUCGGAACGGCAGAGAUUUGGUGGGAAGAGUUAGUCUUGCGGAAUGGCUCGUUGAACGAUGUCACUUCUAUGAUCUCAUCUGCCGGCGAGCUUUCCAUCGACCUAUCCAACAACCCAUUCAACGCCUCUGAUUACGAACUAUUUUUCUUCUAUCAAACUUUGUCUGGACACAAGAACCUCAUCUUUACAUCCAACAGAACCGAGACAAUCUGGGACAACGGGUCCUACGUUGUUGAUCACUUCAGCAGCAAAGGCGCCGAGGUUGUUCGUGACUUUUGGGAGCAGUAUAUUUUCGUCGACAAUGUCAAAGAGCUUCUCAUGGAAGUUGGAAACUACGGCUGGGAGGAUAGUAUGGAAAUUCUCUCUAAUACAUCGUGGACAAGGACCCUUCCCGAGAGAUUCGAGAAGCUGUUUGGCUACGACUUGCGCCCGUAUCUCCCUCUCAUCAUAUUCAACAACAACAACAUCAACCUUCAGAAUGAUGCACCAGGUCAUACACGGUGCUUUCUAGACACUCAUGACAAAGGCCAGGGUUACAUCAACGACUACCGUGCUGCGCUCGCCGAUGGCUACCAGGAGUACCUGACCACCCUUGCGAAUUGGACACACUCUCUUGGUAUGGGCCUGUCUGCGCAAGUUUCAUACAACCUACCCAUGGAUAUGGAGGCAUCCAUCCCAUUUGUUGAUGCACCUGAGUGCGAAAGCCUGCAAUUCCAUGACAGCCUCGAUGGGUACAGGCAAUUCUCGGGGCCAGCCAAUCUGGCAAGGAAGACAGUCAUCUCCAAUGAGCUUGGUGCGGUGUUUGGAAGUGCUUACCGCUUCACUAUCCCAGACCUACUUUUCGCCAUGAACCGCGCUGUCGCAGGAGGGGUCAAUCAGUUCGUCAUUCAUGGGCAAUCAUACUCGGGCAACUACCCUCAAACAACUUGGCCUGGAUACACAGCAUUCAGAUACUACGUUUCCGAUUUAUACUCUCCCAAACGCCCCGACUGGGACCAUGGCCUUCAAGCUGGGCUGGACUACAUGGGCAGGGUUCAGCACAUCCAGCAGACAGGCGUCCCAAGAACCGAUGUUGCAUUUUACAACAAACAGACGGUAACGGAUCCUAACAUGGGCACGCUCUAUACAUAUGAUGAUCUGACCUUGAAAGGGUGGUCCUACAACUACUUGUCUCCUGAUAACUUUGCCCUCCCCCAGGCAUAUGUAAGGAAUAACUUGCUCGCGCCCGAGGAUGCCAGAUACCAAGCGCUUGUAGUGCCUGGAUCACAAAAUCUUACCUCAUCGGGUCUCCUCAAGCUCACUGAGUUUGCGGAAGCUGGGCUGCCCAUCAUAAUUGCUGGCGGCUCUCCCGGAGAGUAUGCGACCGAGAGUAAAGCAUCCAAAGUCAGCCUUUCUUUCGAUACCAGCUUGCAGAAGCUCCUUAAUAUUAGCUCUGUCUACCAGGUUGCAGAGGGCGAAAUCGCCGAGAAGCUCGAAGGACUCGGUCUCAAACCAAGAGCUGGCGUCAAGACAAACGGGACAUGGCAUACUACCUGGCGCGAGGACUCCUCCAACAACAUCAGCUAUGCCUACGUUUUCAGCGACGCUGAGUCCGAAAAUGGAGAGCUCAUCGUGCAAUCUUCAGGGGUUCCUUAUUUCUUUGAUGCCUGGACUGGAGCGAGGGAGCCUGUCGUGCACUACGAGACGGAUGGGUCGACAACAACUAUCUCUCUCACUCUAGCUGGAAACCAGACCAAGAUCAUCGGCUUCGCUGACUCUUGCCUUGAAGACGUUGCGACACCCGAGUUUCACUUUACGGAGCUCUCUGGCAAUAUUCUGGGCUAUCGCGCAAAUGACCAGGAGAUCGUCGUCAACGCUGCUGCGUCCGCAGAUCCCACAACUCUUACAUUAUCAACUGGCGGCAAGGUUUGCUACGCAACAAAUGUGGCGUCUUCAUUCAAACUUGCAUCUUGGGAUCUCAUACUGGAGCAUUGGGAAGCCCCAGAAGAUAUGUACAAUGCAGCAGUGGUAGCAGUUAAGCGAAACACCAGGCACCAUCUUGAAGAUCUCGUCCCUUGGACGGAAAUUCCAGCAGCCACAAACACGUCUGGUAUUGGCUACUAUUUCGCCAACUUCACCUGGCCACCCGCCUCAUCCGCGGAAACAAAUGCAUCGGUCGGUGCCUAUAUUCAGUUCUCUCCGGCUCUGAAUUCGAUCACUUUGGAAGUCAAUGGUGCUCGCGUGCAUCCGCUCGACCCGAGUAAUCCUGUCGCCGAUAUCUCGACCUACCUUGUUGAAGGAGACAAUCAUGUUCUUGCGAUAGUUCCUAGCACGAUGUGGAACUAUUUCCGGAGCAUUCUGCAGGACAUCAAGAAUUUGGGCGCGACACCGUUUGGGCCUGGAGAAACCCUUUCUGUUGAUAUGAUCCCCAAAACAGAGAAUGGGUUGGUGGGCGUUGUGAACAUUAUUCCCUACGAAGUUCUGCGGGUGGACGCGUCGGAUGGCCAACAAGAAUGUUAG
Colletotrichum aenigma is the source of this 3069-nucleotide messenger RNA. RefSeq lists its product as uncharacterized. The coding region runs from base 1 to 3069 and encodes 1022 amino acids. The record is from RefSeq and is a predicted model, not a curated record. The transcript has 4 exons. Lineage: Eukaryota; Fungi; Ascomycota; Sordariomycetes; Glomerellales; Glomerellaceae.